Electrophorus electricus (electric eel) is the source of this 9550-nucleotide messenger RNA. Lineage: Eukaryota; Metazoa; Chordata; Actinopteri; Gymnotiformes; Gymnotidae. The record is from RefSeq and is a predicted model, not a curated record.
GUUCACUACUCUGGGUGACUGGCCUACAUGUCAUGGAAAUGCUGUCAGGACUCCCACUGCUCAGACAGACAUGUGGAUUACUGAAGGGAAAUAAUUUCUACAAAACCAUUUUCUGCAAUGGGACACUCAAAUAGUUGCCAGAUUAGUGGAGAAAGAAUGGGAACACUUUGUUACUUCUGACCACUUAUGAGAAUCUAUGUAUGAUAGUUGCCUGAAGGAGGUAAUUUUUGGAUCAUUAAUGUGCAAUUCAAUCCUCAGACUUCUAGAUUUAUACUUGUUUUUAGAUUUAGAUUUACUACUGAUUUGCUACAGAUUUGCUACUAUUCUUUGGAAACACAUUUUGCUCCCUGGAUAUCUCGCCACAUCAAUACCUCUUCUCCUCGGCAGAUUUUGAGAGCCUUCACAUGAGUCUUUGUUGAGACCAAGGAAAAAGGGAGCAAGUGGACUGACUGGCCGGUUACAUCCGACCACUCCACAGACAUCUCGUAACAGAAGAAAUGCUAAAAGGCAAUGAGAAGUUUAACACCAAGUAUGGAGUGUCGAACACUGUCAUCAGUAAUAGCACAAACAAAGCAAUCAACACCCUGGCACUUGUAGCCAGACCUGAUGUCUAUAAUAGCUUUGCAUUGUUCUUGGAAAAUUGUGUGCCCCUCGUUAGGAAUUGCCUGACCACCAUUGGGAGUCCACCUCUUUUUGGCCCUGCCUCUCUCCAGUUGGCCCAGAUAAAGGCUCAGCUGGCGCUUCACCAGCUGAAUGUGAUAGCUGCCAGAAACGUAACUCCCCCUCUUAUUGCUUCACCUGCCCUGACCUUGCUAAACCUUCUCAAGGUUACCAUGUCCCAUCCAAUGUAUAAUGCCCGUGGGGGACCAUUUUCGAGUGGCCAAAGAUCUGUGGUAAGCGGGCAGUAUGGUCUUGAGUCACAGUCAGGUCUGGACCUAGGUGGAGCUCGUCUUGGUUCUGACUCCAUGUCUGGUUCUCGUGGGGGAAUGAUGGUAAACCAGCAGAUGACUUUUCCUCUGGGACAACGUCAGUCACAGGUGUCCCAGGCCCUUGAUGCUACUAUAGAUAUGAACAUUCGUGAAGCACGUGAGGAGGUUCGCCUGCUCACCCAACUGCUCCAACAGCCAAAGUCAGCCGAUCCCCGCUUGAGGAAAGACAUUAGAGAUGAGGUGCUUUCUCCAGGCACCGCUAGUUAUGCAGCAAGUAACGUCCCGGGAAGAUCUGACGAAGUGGACUGGACUUGUUUCCAGGCCCCCAGUAAACUUUUUGCUUCCUCAAGUGUAGGUCAAUCAUCCAGUUCUUCACAGCUGUUCCAGUCUUCAGGUUUUGGAGGGCCAAGUGGUUUGGACAGCCAGCUGCCUGCUGAACACCAGCCUACACGCUAUACUUCAGAGAGUGCAAGCAGCAUCUUGGCAAGCUUUCACCUCUCAAUUGAGGACCUUGAGCUCCUUAGCCACUACCCUGAUGAUCAGCUGACUCCAGACAACCUGCCGUUCAUUUUGCGUGACAUACGCAUGCGCAAGGCCAAGAGAAAUGUCCCCGACCCUGAUAUGCGGUCCUCUUCUGAUCUUAUGGUGUCUGAGGCAAGACAAAGUAAAGUCAUCGAUUACAGACAUUCUAGUAAGCUUGGUUUCCCUGAUGAGAAACCAGACAGCUAUACACGUGACCACCUUACUAAAGAGUCACCCAACUAUGGGAGGGAAGUCUCUGGGUCCCCCUUCCGGGCUGUUGACAUAGUGAAGCACCCACAGCAAAAACCGACUGCCACGGUUCCUGCCCAGGCUUCAGUUAUGCUCACAAAGCUUCAGCAAACUCCAGCAAUGGAUCCUCGAUCUGCUUCUCAGACCUUGGAGAUGCAAAGUGCCAAGACAAUCCCUGGAAGACUGCCUGCAUCCACACCAUCCAUCAGUCGACCUCCACAGAUUCCACCACUUCUGGCUGUUGGUCACUUGGGUUCAAUGGCCACCAUGGUCUCUGGAAGUCCAAAGCUCUCCUGGCCUCCUGCAUUUCCUCCACCUCAAAUGACUGCUCCAGCAACAAAGAGGCUGCCAACUCCCACCAUGAUGAAUGAUUACUCGGCUGCUACUCCAAGAAUCUUUCCCCAUACAUGCUCUCUGUGUAACAUAGAAUGUGUCCAGAUUAAGGAUUGGAUUGAACAUCAGAACACAAAUCUUCACAUUGAGAAUUGCAGGCGUCUCAGAAAACAAUAUCCUGAUUGGAGUGUUGAGGCAAUUCCUGUUACCAGGACUGAGCCAAAGUUGGAACGGCGUAGUCCAAAACAUCGCACCCGUUCGCAUUCCUACUCCAGAACUCCUAGCCCGAAGCGGCACCAUGGGACGUCCAGUCGCCGCCAACGUUCUCGUUCCCGAUCAAGGUCACGGAGUCCUCGGCGGUAUCGGCGCUCCCGUUCCCGAAGCAGGUCCUUGUCUCCCCCGAGGAAGACUCGUGCCUGUUCACCCCCGUACCGGCGAAGGUCUCGCACCCCUCCAGGGCACCGGUCAAGAUCCCCGGUCUACAGCAGGCGCUCUCCUGUACGGAGCUCUCGUAGAGCGAGCCCCCGUCGAAGUAGUCCUCCUCGCCAGCAGAGGCCAAGCAGUAGUGAGAGACUGGCAAAAAAACUUCUUGAGUCCUCAGCUGAACUGUCCUCAGUGACCAGCAGUAGUACUCUGAAGGCUAUGGUGGAGUCGUUGGCCCCAGCACUCCUUGCUGAGCUGGCCAAAAAGAGGAGCACAUCCUCCUCUUUGUCAGUCAAGAGUAGCAGCAGUACAAAGCGGUCCUCCUCUCCCUCCUCCAAACGAAGUGAAUCCUCCAAGCCAAGCAGCUCAUCUGCCUCAAAGGCCACUUCUUCCAAGAAUGGGAAACCUAAGAAAAUGUCAACUGGUCCUGGGACUUCCUGCUUACUAAGAUUGAAAAACAUUCCAUCUGGGACUACCAACGAGGAGUUGAUCAGUGCUAUUAAGCCAUUUGGCAAGAUUCACACUUCCAUCUUCCUUAAAGCCAUUGGAGAGGCGUCAGUGUGUAUGGAGAAGGAGGAGGAUGCCAAAGUUUUGGUCAACUGUAAAACCCUAAAGCUGCAUGGCAAGCUUAUUGACAUUUGUAUGGAGAAGUCACCACAGACUUCACAGUCAACUAAAGUUAAACAGAUGGUCAAAGCCAAGGCUUCUACAAAAGGUCUACGAGAGGCUCCAGUUGUUAAGAGCAAGGUGGUUGUUAUAAAGAAGGAGAUCCCUUGGAAGAAAAAUAUUGUUGAGAUAACUGGCCUUUCAGAAGCAGGUGUCACUGAAGAUGAGCUGUCAAAUCUCGCUAUUCCCCAUGGCUGUGUUUCCCCACCUGUCAUAGCUGUCACUCAGAAUAAGGCGUACCUCGAGAUGCGCAACACCGAGGCGGCAGAGGCACUGGUAAAUGCUUAUGCGAAGACUCCAGCCAAACUGCAAGAUAAAGAGAUAAGCAUCACGAUGAUGACCCAGCCUCUUGACAUUAAUUAUACAGAAUCAAUAUUCAGAGUACUGAUGGGAAUGGACAAGCUGCCUCCCCAGGAACUUGCAGCAUUGCCUGAACGUCUCCUCAUAGUCGGUAAUGUGCCCAAAGGGGUUGGAGCAAUCAACGAGGUUCAGAAACUCAUCAAACGCUUUGGUGCCUAUAAGCAGGCUCUACCCCUCAAUGGCAGGAUUAUUUUUGAAAUGGAAACUUCUGCUAUUGCCAGAGCAGUGCAUAGUCGGUUCCUCAAGUUUCCAUGUAUUGUACAGAAUAAUUCCCUCACUUUCAAGCUUGCCAAAUUACCCAAGGCCACCGAUCAGGUGAAAAAGAAACCUGAUGCUAAAGGGGCUAAACCAGCUGCCAAGGUGGGCGUUAAAAUGCCACCUAAAGCUAAACCUACCAAAGCGCAGACUCCCAAGUCUACUAAUAAUGCGCAUACAACUAUAGCUCCCUCUGUCACAUCAAUUUCAAUCAAAGAUGCUCCUUCUGCCAUUGCUGCUCAGCCAGUCACUGUAAAAGCUGAGAUUAAUUCUUUGAAAGGUGCAACUGAAAAUGAAGCAAAUAUUAAGAUGGAUACUAUUACUUCUAAAGAAACAUUUACUCCUGAAACAGCAGCAGCAUUGAAGCAUUCUGAGUGUGAUUCAAAAAUGGACAUCACACCCUCUGAAACACUUCAAGAAAGUAGCAACACUAAAUUGGGCAACUCUCCUAUUGGAACAGCUUCAUCUGAAAGCAGUGGGUCCAAAAUGGACACUUCUAUUACUGUAACAACGUCAUUUAAAAGUACCACUGGCACUGAUACCCAGAUUGACACCCAAGAUGGAAAAACAGCUAUGGUGGAGGCCCAGGAGUUUGAGUCAGAAGUGAGUGUUUUGUCUACAGUAACAGUUGAAGAAGUGAUCUCUAUGGACACAACUGAGCAUACUGAAAAUGCAUCCACCAAUAUAUCUGAGCAUACAGAAGCAUCUGUUAACACAUCUGAGCAUGAUGAAAAAGCGUCCUUAAACAUCCUGGAACUACCACAGAAUGUGACUGAUAUAAAAGCUGGGAACACAUCUGUGGAACAGGAUGAAGUUGACAACAAGCCAGAGCACAGAAUUGAUGAGUCACCAUCAGUAGUGGAAACUGUGCUUGUUGGCAAUAAUAAAGAUGGAAAAAUCAUUAUGGGAUCCUCUGUAGUUUUGGAGGCUCAGAAUGCCCCCAUAGAUCUGUCUGAUCAGGACGCGCAUUGUGAUUCAAAGCCACAAGGUACUAUGCCUGACAGUGAGGUUCAACUUGAGAAUGACUUGAAAGUGAUUGAACCAAAUCAAACUGAUAUCACUCUGUCACCAUCUGAACAAAGCCAGCUCUCUGAUCAAGUCAAGCCUCAACCAGCACCUGUUCCAUUAGAUGACAUGACAUUGGACUUUCCACCUGUUACACAAGAGAUUUUGAAGGCUUUGGAAGCAGCAGUCCAUCAGUGCCGUUUGCAGUCCUCCUUGAGGCGUGCUGAGGAAGAAGCUAGGCAGAGGACAGAGACGGAGAAGAAUGCUACAGAGAAAGUCAUGGGCAAAUCCUUGUCGAGCUCUAAAAAACCCACUGCUUCAGAUAAUGUACAGGCAGCCAAGAAAGCAAUUCAUAGUGACAACCAAAAGGCUCAAUUUGAAAAGGGAAAGAAACCCCAGAGUUCUGGUUCUAGAAGCCAACAUGGAGACACUGAAUCACCAGAAGGAGAAUCAUUUUACAGACACAAAGGCAAAGUUGGUGCAGAAGAUGUUGUUAUUAAACACGGAGGAUCAUCAAGUUGUUCUGCUGCUGGGUCUCGUAAGGCCAAACUGGACAGUAGCCCAAUGUCAAAGAGAUCAAGGGAAAGUGAGGAGGACAGCUUCCGGAGCCAUAGCACUGGCAGAAGUGUAAAGUCCUCAAGGAGUCACUCAAAAACAAGGAAAACAGAAAAGUUUAAAGAAGAAGAAAUGGAGGAGGAACCCUUCCCCUUCAAUCUAGAUGAGUUUGUUACUGUUGAUGAGGUUGGUGAUGAUGUAGAUGAACACUAUCCUUCUAGCUCGGAGCCCCCAUCCAAGCAUACAGUAUCUCAGAAUGACCUAAAAGCUUCCUCUAGCAUAUGCACACCGGAAGAAAAACCCCCCUCUUGCUCAGCGUCCACUGUCCGAUCAAAACAGAAGCCUGUGUCUGCAUCUAUACCUCAUAGAACCAGAGCAGCAGCAGCAGCAGCAGUGACUGGGACAGAAGCUCACAAAGGUAUUGGUACUGUGCACAACACAGUGGAGGAGCAUAUAGAUGCUAAUCCAGUCAUAGAGGUGAAAGCGCUUGAAAAGGUGGAAACAGAAGAACCUCAAAGGGCUGAAGUUGAUUCAGCUACAUCGGAUAGCUUGCAAGAGGCAAAAGCUGCAGAAAUUGAAUUAAAAAUGGCAGAAUGUGUGUGUACAGAAAAGUCAACUCCAGAAAUUUCCCCAGAUGAGUAUAAAGACAAGGAAGGCAAUGCUCAGAGAGAUGCUGAAGACCUCUCUCUCAUCAAAAAAGACAACUCUGAGAAUAAAUUGCCUGAUCCAAACAAGGUUAAUUCACCUUCCCCUUCAUUAAACAAUUAUCCCCUUCUGGCCUCCAAGAUAGAAAAAUCAGAGACACCUGCAGAGAACCAGUCAGACAGUUCACACUCUGUAGUCCAUCAGAUGGACGCCAAGGCAGCAAAAGUAAAAACGUCCUUGCUCCAUGAACUUCCCUCCAAAGGAGCACUGGAGACCCUUGAUGAGGUCAGUGAAGAAGAAGAGGAUUUCCCUGAUGAAGCAGAAGAGGAAGAGCUGCUGAAGCGGCAGGCUGGUGAAGAUCCAGAAGCACUUCUUACUGUUGAUGAGGUGGGAGGUGAUGAAGCUGACGCUGAGGAGGAACAGCUGGAAAAAGAACUUCAGGGCCUGGUCACUCUGGACGAGAUUGUUGAGGAUGAUGAAGAUGAGGAUUCUUUCAACCCUGAGGCUCUUGUUACACUGGAUGAGGCAAGAGGUGAUGAAGAGGAGAUGGAUGAGAAGGGGCAGGAUAAAGGCAAGCAAACCAGUUUACAGGUUGAAACACCAGCCAAGUCAAAGGAGCCUAUGACAUUGUCUGGCCUAGAUGAGGAAGCCUGUGACAUAGAGGAACUGCGCCAAAUGAACUUUGUGACUGUGGAUGAAGUGGGGGCAGAAGAUGAGGAGGAACAGGAGGAAGAGUCUUCUGUCGCCAGGAAGGACCGCAAGCUUAAAAAGCGAACUUUGAAGAUCUCAGAAAGGAAAUCCACUCAGGAGAAGAAGGGGAGUCCUGGUGACCAGCUAGUAGAAGCCCUGAAGAUACCCACAAUAGAAGAGCCAGCCUUAGUCACUCUACUCCCAGUUAUAGAACCAAUAGACACAGAAGUCAAAUCAGACUUCCAGAAUCUGAAAAUGGACUCAACGAUUGCUCCAUCUACAACAGGGGAGAAGCCCAGUGUCAGUGUGCACGAAAAUGAGAUCACUAGCAAGGAGAAUAGGACAACUGAAGUGUCUACAACUGAAAAGCGAGCAGCAAUUAAAGAGGAAUCUAAACAGAGGCUAAAGUCUGAGGUGACGCAGGAGCCAGAAUCCAAGAGGCCUCGCUCACAGCACUCUAUAACUAAAGACUUCACUCUUUCCCCCUUUAAUCCACACAUCCCAAUUGGUCUGGACUUUGUGGUGCCCAAGACGGGUUUCUACUGCAAGCUCUGCUGUCUGUUUUAUGGCAGUGAGGAGACUGCAAAGAAAACCCAUUGUAGCAGUUUACGACAUUACCAGAAUAUGCAGAAAUACUAUGAGAAGCUGAAGUCUCAAAGUGGCAGCUCAACUCCGAGACCAGACAGUCACAAUUCUGCAUCUGAUUAAAUAUUUACUCUUCUUUGGUUUUGUAUAAAUAAUUAAUGGGUCCAAUGCUAUUUAGUUGUAAAGGUUUAUGGGUGGUUUUUUUAGGUAAUUACUUAAAUUUAAAAAUUACAAAGUAUAUUAAUUCAGAUGAGCUCCACACAACAAAUAAACAAUUUCAAUUCAAAAGUUUACUUGUCACAUGCACUUUCAUGGCAGAUGCAAAGGUCCAGUGAAAAGAAAUAUGGCAACAGUCAAGUCUGCAUAGCAGAACAAUAGACUUUACAGGCAGGAUUGACAGUAUAACUGGGUAUCAGAUGUAAGAAAAAAACGAGAACAACACAGUGAAAGAAUUCCCAACAAAUCGGUCUCUUUGGCUAUGUACAGGCAGCAGGCAAAUCAGAAUCUUCUCAGAUUGGAUCUUAAGAUGAUGGGCCACACUUUAACUAUGGGAAAACAAAAUAAAUGCAAUAAAUAAAUAAAAAUAGUAAAGCAAAGCAAAAUUUAUUACAAAAUUUUUACAACAGCUUUUUUCUCUCUUGCACACCACUUGCUGUUCUUGCCUUAAGUGUGUUUUGUAACAAAGUGUUUGCUGUGACAAAGCAGCUUUACAUAUGUCCUGGUCUAAGCCCCAAAAGGGCAAGCAAAAUCUUGACAGUGGUAAGGAAAAAUGCACAGAGGCUGAGGGGAAGAAACCACAAGAGGAACCAAGACUCAUACAGGAACCCAUCCUCCUCUGGUCGACGCUGGACAGCAUGAUAAAGAGCCAUGGAAUGGAGCUAAGAGAUGUAUCUGUACUUGUGCAUGUGGGUAUCUAUACAUCUGCAGAUCAAAGUAGACAUCACAAAAAUUAAUAUGCCAAAUAUUGCAGCAUGAUAAGAACAUUUGCAAAAAUGUUACAUCUGUACAGUUGUGCAAAUAAGUGUAGAUGUUGCACAAAUACAUUAAGGGUGGGUGUAUAGUUUUAAAGUUUAAAGUGCAAAGUGCCACUGUGGUUGAUGAGCACCUAUGGUUCUGGGGGGGGGAUGCUGUUUUGAUGGCCCUAAAUCUUCUACCAGAGUGAAAUGGCUCAAGGAGGUGAUCUCCAUACGGGGACGCAUUUGUAAAAAUCCGAUUGGAGUCGUGCUUUUUGCUAAAGAUGCAAGAAUAGUGUUUCAUUUUUUAAUUUCUCUAUCCAGACUAUCGAAUAAUCGCAUUUGGGCUUGCAGUCUGAAUAGCCUUAUGUGUAUGUGGUCCUAGGUCAGAUUCGUGGCCACCUCGUGGCCGUUUGACUUGAACAAGAAUGGUCAGUUCGGAACUGGGCUUCUUAAACGCAUACGCCUGUCGUCAGCGUUAGAGAGGACAAGAUUUUAAGUAUUCCCGUGGAGACGGUGGAAAUGUGUAUAACUGGUAUUCCCUUGGAAGUGGUUAUAUGUUAAUAGUAACUGAAUGUGUACUUAAAAAAAAUUCAUCCUCUGCUACAGAAGAGUUUUGGAUUAAACUGUGUUUCACCCAAUAUGACUGAUGAAGUAGUGCUUAAAGACUUGAUUGCAAGUCAUGUCAAUUAUUAGUAAAUGAUAUUUCAUCUGUUACAUGGCAGAAAGCUGACUCAGAUGUUUUGGCAUAUAUUAAUCAGAAACAUGACGGACUACAUGUUGGAAAAAUGAAUAAUGCCAUAAGUGAUGUCUGGAACAUUGCACUAAUAUUGUAUCCUCAGUGUUAGCCACACACACUGCAUGCAUGGGUGCAGCUUUGAAUUAGUUUCAAUUCUGAUAUGUCGCUUCCUUGAGGCCAAGUCUGGCAAAUUGAGAAAUAAAGUAAGCAUUUAAAUUUUUUUUUUUUUUUUAGUUUUAUUUUUUUUGCAAUACUGUGAAUUGUGUUUGUAUCCUGUCAUAUGAGUUAACAUACGAUUGCAGUUCUAAUGGAUAUAAUUCAGACCCAAAAAUAAAAUGAUUGGCACAUUUAGCCAAGAACACAGGGUUGGGGAAGGGAGAGUGCAAGGUAAUAUGGGGAUAGUGUUAGGCAUGGGUGGAAGGGAGACAGUUUUAUGCUUGUGUAACACUAGUUUGUACCAUAGAGUCCUGUAAAACUUGGUCAUCUUUGCUGUGACUAUUAUUACUAUCAUUAUUAGCUGUUAUACUUGUAUAGCGCCUAUCUCAUACCCAAAGACGCUUUACAAUGAAUACGCACCGUUUAGAAGUGGCAGCCAAUCAUACACAGCACACACUCAACCGGAAAACCAUAGCCCCCUGGGG